ACCGUCUCCCCUUUUGGUGAUGCUUCCUGAGAGAUCUUGCAGACAGUGGGAUGGGGGGGGGGGGGCGGCAAGAAAAAGCUUGGCCAGACCUGGGCCUGAGCAGAGUCUAAACUUCAUCCCGGCAUUCAGCCCUGGAGGUGAAACUGGAAUACAGGUGGGAAAGCCUCCUCUCUACUUCCACGCCAGCUGUGCGGUUACCUGGCUCUUCCACCAGCUGGGCACUCCCCCCCCGCCCAUGGACUUGAUUCUGCUUGACCUUUCCUGUCACCGGGUUGGUCCGAAAUGUAGGUGUGCCAGUAGCAUCCCGAAGGAGAACCCCAUGCCCGCCCCGGGCUCUCUGGCCUGGACGUGGGAAUCUACGGCAGAGAGAGGGCUGCUUGUCGAUGGGAUCUCCUCUUCUGCAGGGUACUUCGUGCAAGACUUCUUGGACAUGAUGUGCAAUGAGAAGCUACAGAUGUGCUGGGAGCUGCUCUUCCAUCACUUUGUGGUGAUUGUUUGCUUUGGCUUUGCCUUCCUGAUUCGCCGCUUUGUGGGCUUCGCCAUGGUGGCUCUGCUGGUGGAGAUCAACUCCGUCUUCCUGCACCUGCGGACAAUCCUGCUGAUGGCUGGCUUGGCCCACACCACCUCCUUCCGCCUCACCAGCCUCCUCAACCUUGGCACCUACCUGGUGUUCCGUAUCAUGAUCUUGGCCUGGAUGACCCGCUGGUUGGUUCUUAACCAGGAGAACGUCCCGGCAGCCCCCUACGCCAUGGGCACAGUGGGCAUGGCCAUCAUGCUGUCCAUCAAUAUCGUCCUCUUCUACCGUUUGCUACGCAGUGACUUUCUCCCAUCUCACGAAAAGUAGCAGCACCUGGCUCCCCUCCAAGCGCCGAGGAAAGGGAGAGCAAGCUAGAGCACACACGCAGGCAGGGGAAAAGAGGGGGUCCCUCCUGCUGAGUAAUACAAAGAGAUGGGAGCGAGGGCAAAUCCUUCUGCAGAGCUCCAUGAAAUAGUGUCAUGGUGCCCUCUGUUUGGCUGGGAGUGAUGGUCACACAGGAAGGAGGCAAAGAUGGGAUCUGCUUUGCCCCACCAUGACGGAGGGGGCUUAUUGAAAUGACUUGGCCCUGUGCAACCUGUGUUCUGAUGUUUACUUCUGGCACACUUCCCUGUGCAAGGCGAGCCUCCUGGGACAGGCAGUCUUAGGACCCCCCCCCUUCAAACCCUGCUGUAAAGUGUGUGGCAGAGAAACUGCCUCCCCUUCCCCUCCCUGAUGCCUUUAGCUGAUUCUCUCUGUGGAAGAGAACUUCUUAAGGAACCUGCCUGAGAUCUGCUGCCCUUCAACU
Molecule: messenger RNA, 1322 nt
Organism: Python bivittatus (Burmese python)
Lineage: Eukaryota; Metazoa; Chordata; Lepidosauria; Squamata; Pythonidae
Source: RefSeq, a predicted model, not a curated record